AGCCGCAUCCUCUGCUGGUGACAACGUCCUUUGCCAGCCCCGGAAGGAGACUGUGAGAGUCAGUUGCCGGUUUAGUGAGAGUGUUUGCCAGGAAGCUACCAUUCAUAUUACAGGAGUCGACAUGGGUAGUACAGAGAAAGGGUUAAAUUUAGAGAAAGCUGCAACCUUCAGGAAAAAGCUGAAAUCAUCGCCUCAUUUCCUGCUUGCACAGAAUGUAGCGACGUGUGCCGAUCCAUUGGAGGUGUGCUUGCAGAGGCAGACGGUGCAGGACAGUGUACACGUCUUUCAGCAUACCAUCCCUGCCGAAGGCAAACCAGUUACCAACCAGAAGAACUCAGGAAGGUGCUGGAUAUUCUCCUGCCUCAAUGUAAUGCGUCUCCCUUUUAUGAAAAAGUUUAACAUUGAGGAAUUUGAAUUCAGUCAGUCCUAUUUGUUUUUUUGGGACAAGGUGGAACGUUGCUAUUACUUCCUUAAUGCCUUUGUUGAAACUGCUCAGGAGAAGGAUCCUAUUGAUGGGCGGCUCGUACAAUUCUUGCUUUCAAAUCCUUGCUGUGAUGGAGGCCAAUGGGAUAUGUUGGUCAACCUUAUUGAAAAACAUGGAGUUGUUCCAAAGAAAUGUUUUCCUGAAUCUCACACCUCAGAGGCCACACGACGGAUGAAUGACAUUCUGAACCACAAGAUGAGGGAAUAUUGCCUAAGACUGAGAAACAUGGUAUCAAGUGGGAGCACCAAGGACGAGAUCUCCACAGCUCUGGACACUAUGAUAGAGGAGGUAUACAGAGUUGUCAGCAUCUGCCUAGGGAGCCCCCCAGACACAUUCAGCUGGGAAUACCGAGACAAAGAGAAAACGUUUCACAAAAUUGGACCUGUGACACCCCUAGAGUUUUAUAAGGAGCAUGUUAAACCUCUGUACAAUGUGGAAGACAAGAUUUGUCUUGUGAAUGAUCCUCGGCCAGCAAAUGAAUAUGGCAAAGUGUACACUGUGAAAUUUCUGGGAAAUAUGGUGGGAGGCAGAAGAACCCUGUAUAAUAAUCAACCAAUAGAAAUCCUAAAGAAGCUGGCUGCGUCAUCAAUAAAAGAAGGAGAGGCUGUUUGGUUUGGGUGUGAUGUUGGCAAACAUUUUCACGGCAAACUGGGUAUCAACGACAUGAAAAUAUUUGACCAUGAAUUGGUGUUUGGCCUUUCAAUCAAGAAUCUGAACAAAGCAGAACGACUAAUUUUUGGAGAUUCUCUCAUGACACACGCGAUGGCCCUCACAGCUGUCACAGAGAAGGAAGGUCAGGAAGGAGAAUAUGAGAAAUGGCGAGUCGAAAAUUCAUGGGGAGAUGAUCGUGGAAAUAAAGGGUACCUGAUUAUGACGGAUGACUGGUUUUCUGAGUAUGUCUAUGAAAUUGUUGUGGACAAGAAGUUUGUCCCUGAGGAAGUGCUUGAUGUCCUGAAACAGGAGCCUGUGGUCUUACCAGCAUGGGACCCCAUGGGUGCUUUGGCCUAGCAACAAGUCCCAGCAUUUAGUCCACUCCUCCCAUACCUACUUCUAAUUUUAACCUUUGUACUUUGUUGUGGCCCGAGAAAAAUACAAAUGAAGAAAAAGCUGCAUGUUGCCAGACAUGAGCCAAGUGGGUUUGCAAAGGAUUCCAGGAUUCAGCUGUUCCUAAAUCCACCAGCAUGGCAGAGAGACAUUUUCACUUCAAACAUGGCACAGAAAGUUCCCUAGUAAAAUUGUUAAAUCCGACUCAUUAUUCCAUUGUUCCUUUUUUUUUUUUUUUUUAAAUCCUGUUUGUUACUCAUUGCUGAUUUUAUGAUACUUGUAAUUAAUUUUACUGUUAAUGGACAAACAAAUCUCUACUUUUAUUGUGACGUCAUUAGAGGAAUGAACCUGCCCAAAGCAAUUACAGUUACGGUCACUCAGGAUGAUUAGUCUUUUAUUACUCGCUCGUAUUUCAUGUUAUUGAACAAAUUCAGCACGUGAAAGAUACAAUAAGGCACCAUUUCUCACAUUUGUUUGCUCAUUUUUAUUUAUAUGUUUAUAGUGUUUGCAUUAUCCAACAACUCCAACAGCUUUGGUUAAUAUUGUGUAAAAUCUUCUAGAUACGUAAUUUUACAAGGUUGUACACAUCAGGUGGUGAGUUUACUCAGUUGCAUUUGCCUUGGGUCAAUUAACAUUUUGUUUUUAAAAUAUCACUGCCCCCUUUUAAAGCACAACAAAUAUUUUUAAUAGCUGAAUCAGAUGAAUUUCAGUUUGCAAAAAGCAUAAAGCUACAGUGGAAUAUGUUAAACCUUGUGCUAAUAAAUUAUACCAUUUUAUCUGGUUUUUAGUCGCACAUAAUUUUGUUGAUUGACUUUUAGUGUCAUUUUUGUUUUGUAUUUGCUUUAUUAACAUCUUCCCAUUAGGCAAUGUUGUGUAAAAUAAUUAAGAGAUUUUAUAAGUGCUUAAAGGGAUACUAAAUACAAUUUUGUUUCUUUCAUGAUUCUGACAGAGCAUGCCAUUUUAAACAACUGUCAUUUACUCCUAUUAUCAAUUAUUUUUCGUUCUCUUCUAUCUUUAUUUGAAAAAGCAGGAAUGUAAGCUUAAAAGCUGGCCCAUUUUUGGUUCAGCACCUGGGUAGCGCUUGCUGAUUGGUGUCUAAAUGUAGCCACCAAUCAGCAAGCGCUACUCUGGUUCAUAGCAAGAGAAUUAAGAAAAAUUGAUCAUAAGUGUAAAUUAGAAAGUUGCUUAAAAUUGCAUGCUCUAUCUGAAUCAUGAAAUAAAAAAAUGGGUUUAGUAUCCCUUUAAAUACACGCAAGGCCUCCAAAUGUUUAAAAAAAAAAAAUCUUCAAUGCAAUUUAAUAAAAUAUUUGAAACAAAAUUUAAUAUUAAAAACACACUGCAACUCUCCAUUUUUACUUUGUGUCUAAUCUGCAGAUGAUGUGUUAUGUUUCUCAAAUGCCACUGAUUUCCAUGUGUCUUUAUAAACUGAACAGAUAACAGCUGCCCACUUACUAUGGCUUAUUUUUAUGAUUUGUAUUAUGUUUCUUUUUUAUGAUUUAUCUUUGGGCUUUUAAUGGUGCUUUGAAAUUUUUAAUAAAUCAUUUUCAUAAUCAAA
This is a messenger RNA of Bombina bombina (fire-bellied toad), 3083 nucleotides long. RefSeq names its product bleomycin hydrolase (gene BLMH). The record is from RefSeq and is a predicted model, not a curated record. Gene Ontology annotation, molecular function: cysteine-type aminopeptidase activity. Gene Ontology annotation, biological process: response to toxic substance; L-homocysteine catabolic process; proteolysis. Gene Ontology annotation, cellular component: cytoplasm. The transcript is spliced from 12 exons. The coding region runs from base 122 to 1492 and encodes 456 amino acids. NCBI's taxonomy places the organism in Eukaryota, Metazoa, Chordata, Amphibia, Anura, Bombinatoridae.